Molecule: messenger RNA, 930 nt
Organism: Notechis scutatus (mainland tiger snake)
Lineage: Eukaryota; Metazoa; Chordata; Lepidosauria; Squamata; Elapidae
Source: RefSeq, a predicted model, not a curated record
AAUAAAGCUCCGUUGAGGCCGUGAUCCGGAGUCCGGGCGAGCUGGAGCCAUGGUGCAGGUCUACAACUUGCACCCGUUCGGGUCUCAGCAAGUCGUUCCUCUGAAGCAGGAACCAGCGCUCUUCUGCUGCGGGGGCGACGUACUCCUGGUGGCCUGCGGCUCCGGCGCCAGCAAGGUGGAAGUGUUUGGGGAACUCUGCCAGCCGCUUGGCUCCUUCAGUACCUUGGGCCGAGUGCUGUCCAUGGCAUACGGCGAAGUGGGAGAUUAUCUGGCCACUAUUGAGGAGACACACAGCACCCUCUUCCUACGAGUUUAUGUUAACUGGAGAUGCAUGUCCUCUGGCAGCUCACGUGUUUGUGUGCGGAUGCAAGGUCAUAACCCAGAAGCUUCCUAUACCGAGAUGUCUAAAGAACAAAUGACAAUCAUAGAAAUUCCUCUUUCUGAUCCUCCCACAUGUUUCUCCUGUUGCCCUUUAUCAGGAGACCUACUGGUUGGCUGCAAGGAUAAGUUGGUAUUAUUCCACUUGAAGCAUUUAUUUGUGAGUGAGGAUGUAAAAGUGCUUGACUUCGAACGUUCCUUAAUUUUGCACAUGGAGAAGAUCACCCCAACAGAAGUUGCAUUUUGUGCAGGGUAUGUUGCUGUCACAGCAGAACUGGAAGUCCUUGUCUUCAAACUACUAACUGGGGAGAAAGUAACUUUGGCUGGUAAUAGCAAUAUCUGUGAAUCUGUAGAGCCUGAAAUACCCAUUAAUGAAGGUAUAACAGAGGAAGUUGAUCAAACUCAAUCAGAAUCAGAUGGGUUUGUUUUCUGUCAGCAGCCUGUGGAACUUCUUGGAGAAGAAAGUAGCAAGUGUGAGAUAUCUGUUAUUUUGGAGUCAAUUAGCUUAACUGGUCAAGAUUUAAAUAUCCAAGUGCAAUAUGUCUUGUACAG